This is a messenger RNA of Trichoplax adhaerens, 626 nucleotides long. RefSeq lists its product as hypothetical. Gene Ontology annotation, molecular function: sterol binding. Gene Ontology annotation, biological process: intracellular cholesterol transport. The transcript has 4 exons. NCBI's taxonomy places the organism in Eukaryota, Metazoa, Placozoa, Uniplacotomia, Trichoplacea, Trichoplacidae. The coding region runs from base 1 to 447 and encodes 148 amino acids. The record is from RefSeq and is a predicted model, not a curated record.
AUGGCUAGCUCGUUCUUGUUCAUCAUCUUGGUUAUUAGCAGUUGUUAUGCAUUAGAUAAUGUUCGAUAUAGAGAUUGUGGUUCUCAAGUGGGAAAAGUCAAAUCGCUUUCAAUUAAUCCAUGCACCUCUCAACCUUGUAUCUUGAAACGUGGAACUAAUGUCACCGUUACCAUCAACUUUUCACCAUCUGAGAGCAUCAAGAAAAUCCAAGCGGUCGUAUUUGGAGUCUUAGAAGGUGUGCCCAUACCUUUUCCACUUCCCAAUCCUAACGGAUGUAGCAAUAGUGGCGUUAAGUGCCCCUUGGAGAAGAGUGCUAUGUACAAGUAUCACUCUAUCAUCCCUGUCAAGAAAAUCUAUCCAGCUGUAACGUUAAUCGUUCGAUGGGAAUUGAAAAAUUCAGCCGGGAAGAAAGUGGUUUGCUUAGAUAUUCCUGCAUCGAUUGAGUAAUUCGAUGGAUCAAUGGAACCAUGCAAUAAGAUCUAAUCUAUAAUAAUGUAGUUUUCUUAUACUUGAUUGUAAUAGCUCAAACGACCAGUUAUAGAAGCUCCCGAUUGCUACUUGUAGCUAUAUACUAGUAUAUAAUAAGAUGUUUUGCCUGAAAUUUUUUAAAAAGAUCUUCAUUCAAG